Molecule: messenger RNA, 1985 nt
Organism: Austrofundulus limnaeus
Lineage: Eukaryota; Metazoa; Chordata; Actinopteri; Cyprinodontiformes; Rivulidae
Gene: eif4a2
Product: eukaryotic translation initiation factor 4A2
Exons: 11
Coding region: 76-1311 (411 amino acids)
Molecular function (GO): RNA helicase activity; nucleic acid binding; ATP binding
Source: RefSeq, a predicted model, not a curated record
UCCCGGCGCAUAUAAAAUCUGUUGGCGUCGCCAUCAGCGAUCUUUUCAGUCGCAUGCUGAAGUUGUGYACGGAUCAUGUCUAGCGAUUCUGCUGAUUACAACAGCUCAAGAGAUAGAGACCAUGGAGGGCCAGAAGGGAUGGAGCCUGAUGGUGUCAUUGAGAGCAACUGGAAUGAGAUUACUGACAACUUUGAUGACAUGAACCUGAAAGAGUCUCUUCUCAGGGGAAUAUACGCUUAUGGUUUUGAAAAGCCAUCUGCCAUUCAGCAGAGGGCAAUCAUUCCUUGCAUCAAAGGCUAUGAUGUCAUUGCCCAAGCCCAGUCAGGCACUGGCAAGACAGCCACAUUUGCCAUCUCUAUCUUGCAGCAGCUGGACAUUGAGCAGAAGGAGACUCAGGCUCUGGUUCUGGCUCCUACCAGAGAGCUGGCUCAGCAGAUCCAGAAAGUAAUUCUGGCUCUGGGUGACUACAUGGGGGCAAGCUGCCAUGCCUGCAUCGGAGGGACCAAUCUCCGCAGUGAAAUUCAGAAGUUCCAGGCUGAAGCCCCUCACAUAGUGGUGGGCACACCAGGCCGUGUGUAUGACAUGCUGAACAGGAGACAUCUGUCCCCGAAGUAUAUCAAGAUGUUUGUUCUGGAUGAGGCUGAUGAGAUGUUGAGUCGAGGGUUCAAAGAUCAGAUCUAUGAGAUCUUCCAGAAGCUGAGCACAAACAUUCAGGUGGUCCUGCUCUCAGCCACGAUGCCCGCCGAUGUGUUGGAGGUGACGAAGAAAUUCAUGCGGGACCCCGUUCGAAUCUUGGUGAAGAAAGAGGAGCUGACUCUGGAGGGUAUCAAGCAGUUCUACAUAAAUGUUGAGAGAGAGGAGUGGAAGCUGGACACCCUGUGUGAUCUGUACGAAACUCUGACCAUCACUCAAGCUGUGAUUUUCCUCAACACCAGGAGAAAAGUCGACUGGUUGACGGAGAAAAUGCACGCUCGAGACUUCACUGUCUCUGCUCUGCAUGGUGAUAUGGAUCAGAAGGAGCGUGACGUGAUCAUGAGAGAGUUUCGAUCUGGCUCAAGCAGAGUGUUGAUCACUACUGAUCUUCUGGCUCGAGGAAUCGAUGUGCAGCAGGUUUCCCUGGUCAUCAACUAUGACCUUCCUACAAACCGUGAAAACUACAUCCAUAGAAUUGGACGUGGAGGCCGUUUUGGCAGAAAAGGCGUUGCCAUCAACUUCGUCACCGAGGAAGACAAGAGGAUUCUUCGGGACAUCGAGACAUUUUACAACACAACCGUGGAGGAGAUGCCCAUGAAUGUGGCCGACCUGAUUUGAGCCCCGAGAAUAUCUUUUCUUUUCUUUUUUUUACGCUGUGAUAGCGAUCGUCCACUUGCCAUUGUUCUUAUAUUAUUCGAGGGGGGAAAAUCCUUCUCAAUGCUAAACUUUGGAUCAGAAUUUUGGUGUGCAUUAAAGCGAGGUGACUUGUGCGGUCCCUCCUGGACAGUUGUAGAUUCUAACCUUGGUGGCUGGCUGGUUGGGGCUACAAAGCCAUGGGGUCUGUAAACUUUAAAGUCCUCAUCAGGCAUUUCUUUUCAUGUUUAAAUAAGAUGAGUGUAUUUGAUGUUCUCCACCGUUUAGUAAUAUACUUGUGGACUAAACGGUAYAAGUGCUGUAUAAAGUCUGCAAAUUACAUUAUGCUAACGCGUGCGAUGUCUUGUGGGCCUGUUUAAUAGAGGCAUUUGUCAUGUUACAUUGUAGAUUCACUUGCUUUUGUUUCUUUUGUGAAUGUACUUAAUUUAAAUGUACCAUAUGUUUUUAAACCCACUUUGCUAUAUUAGAGUUCUUCAGUGAUUUGGCUGUUCGUUUAUUUGUUCGUUUGUUUGUUUUUUUGGUGACGUUUUACCCCCACAGAGUAUAUUUCCAUUUCCACUCCUAAAGUCCUCAGAAUUCCUCUUCCUCUAGAAUUGUAUGAAUGUCUUAAUAAACUAAAGUUGCUGUAAGUAAACAAA